AUGAAGUUGCUUUCGACGUUGGCUCUCGCCGCCAGUGCGUUGGCCCUCAACCCGAUUGAGGUUGUUGGCAACAAGUUCUACGACUCCAAGACCGGCGAACGCUUCUUGAUGAAGGGGGUGGCCUACCAGCAAAACACCGCCAACGUCACCGACGGCGCGUCGUUUGUCGACCCCUUGGCCGACGGCGACGCCUGCAAGCGUGACGUCGAGUACUUCAAGAAGCUCCAGACCAACACCCUUCGUGUCUACGCCGUCUCCGGCAACCAGUCCCACGACGACUGCAUGAAGACGUUCUCCGACGCCGGCAUCUACAUCAUCGCCGACUUGUCCGAGCCCGACUUGUCGAUCAACCGUGCCAACCCCGAGUGGAACGUCAAGUUGUUCGACCGCUACAAGGCCGUCAUCGACGACUUGGGCAAGUACGACAACGUCCUCGGUUUCUUCGCCGGUAACGAAGUGUCCAACGCCAAGAACAACACCAAAGCCUCGGCUUUCGUCAAGGCCGCCGUCAGAGACUCGAAGAAGUACAUCAAGGACAACCAAGACAAGUUUGGCCGUUACAUCCCCGUCGGUUACUCCGCCAACGACGACGAAGACAUCAGAGUGCCCAUCGCCGACUACUUUGCCUGCGGUGACUUGGACGAAAGAGCCGACUUUUUCGGUAUCAACAUGUACGAAUGGUGUGGUUCUACCGUCAACUUUGAAACCUCGGGUUACAAGGACAGAACUGAAGAAUACGCCAACUUGACCAUCCCCGUGUUCUUCUCCGAAUACGGGUGCAACGAAGGCAAGGGCCCCAGACCUUUCACUGAAGUCGGCACCAUCUACUCGGACAAGAUGACCGACGUGUGGUCCGGUGGUAUCGUCUACAUGUACUUUGAAGAAGAAAACAACUACGGGUUGGUGUCGGUGUCCAACGGCAAGGUGUCGACCUUGGACGACUUCAACAACUUGCUGUCGCAAAUGGCCAAGCUCUCGUCGCAAUCGUACGCCCCCGUCGCCUCNGCCUCCGCGUCGUCGGAAGCCUCCAACACUUUGGCCUGCCCUACUAUUGGCGCCAACUGGAAGGCGUCGCUGAAGUUGCCCCCCACCCCUGACUCCGAGACCUGUGACUGUGUCGUCAAGUCGUUGGAAUGUGUCGUUGACGACUCUGUCGACGAAAAGAACUACGGCGACUUGUUCGACCAAGUCUGCGGUGCCGACAUCAAAGCCUGUGGCGCCAUCAACACCAACGCCCAGACCGGUAACUACGGUGGUGUCUCGUUCUGCUCCGACAAGGACAAGUUGUCGUACGUGUUGAACGCCUACUACCAAAACCAAAAGAAGACGAAGGACGCCUGUGACUGGAACGGCUCCGCCAAGAUCGUCACCCCUUCGUCGGACAACUCGUGCAAGGACAAGGUCUCGGCUGCUGCUCAACAGACCGCCAACGCCUCGGACACGGCCUCGGACUCGUCGGACUCGUCGUCGGGCUCGCUGAAGUCGGGCUCCGCCUCGGGCUCUGCCUCGGGCUCGUCGUCGUCGGGCGCCAAGUCGUCGUCGUCGUCGACCAAGGGCUCCGACGCUGGUGCCGUCAAGGCCAUGGGCAAGGGCGAACUCGCCGGGUUGAUGGGUUUGGUCACUGCCUUCAUCGGUGGUGUCUCGUUCGUCAUCUUCUAA
Diutina rugosa is the source of this 1659-nucleotide messenger RNA. It is a transcript of the gene PHR1, whose product is annotated as Phr1p. The coding region runs from base 1 to 1659 and encodes 552 amino acids. NCBI's taxonomy places the organism in Eukaryota, Fungi, Ascomycota, Pichiomycetes, Serinales, Debaryomycetaceae. The record is from RefSeq and is a predicted model, not a curated record. The transcript has a single exon. Gene Ontology annotation, cellular component: cytoplasm; fungal-type cell wall. Gene Ontology annotation, molecular function: 1,3-beta-glucanosyltransferase activity. Gene Ontology annotation, biological process: fungal-type cell wall (1->3)-beta-D-glucan biosynthetic process.